UUAGGUUCUGAAACUUUUAAGGGUUUGUAAAACAAAAUAAACUCAUUUCAAAUGAAAUAUUUAACAACCUAGCAUCUAAUAGAAACAUCAAUUUUAUCAUCCAUUAAUUUCCUUCAACUUUCUCAGGUAAAAGAUGAAGGCAACAAUACAAAUGGCUUCAGGAAAUCUCACAUGGGUGACGGAGUUCAUUCUUGUGGGAGUCUCAGAUGAUCCUGAGCUCCAGAUUCCUCUCUUCCUGGUCUUUCUGGUGCUCUAUGUGCUGACGGUGGCAGGGAACCUGGGCAUCAUCACCCUCACCAGUGUCGACUCUCGACUUCAAACCCCCAUGUACUUUUUCCUCCGACACUUGGCUGUCAUUAAUCUUUGCAAUUCUACUGUCAUUGCCCCUAAAAUGCUGGUUAACUUCCUGGUUACCAAGAAAACCAUAUCUUACUAUGGAUGUGCAGCCCAACUGGGUGGAUUCUUGGUUUUCAUUGUGGCUGAGAUUUUCAUGCUGGCUGCAAUGGGUUAUGACCGCUACGUGGCUAUUUGCAACCCUCUGCUCUACGCAGUAGUGGUGUCUCCAAAGGUAUGUCGUCUGCUGGUGUCCCUCACAUACCUUCAGAGUCUUAUCACAGCCCUUACUGUCUCUUCCUGUGUGUUCUCUGUGUCAUACUGUUCUUCCAACAUCAUCAAUCAUUUUUACUGUGACGAUGUCCCUUUGCUAGCAUUGUCCUGUUCUGAUACCUACAUUCCAGAAACAGCAGUGUUUAUCUUUUCAGGGACCAAUUUGUUUUUCUCCAUGAUCGUUGUUCUGAUAUCCUACUUCAACAUUGUUAUUACCAUUUUGAGGAUACGUUCCUCAGAAGGACGACAAAAAGCCUUUUCCACGUGUGCUUCUCACAUGAUAGCUGUGGUUGUGUUCUAUGGGACUCUCCUUUUCAUGUAUUUGCAACCAAGGAGUAAUCACUCAUUAGAUACUGACAAAAUGGCCUCGGUCUUCUACACCCUGGUCAUACCUAUGUUGAACCCCCUAAUUUACAGCCUAAGGAACAAAAACGUGAAAGAUGCACUAAAGAGAUUCCUAGAUAACCCAUGCCGAUCACUCAAACUAAUGUAAAUUUAAAACUAAAACUAUCCUCCUUUAGUGCUUUUCAUUUUUUUCCUGAAAACUGCUAUUUUUUAAAAAAAAAAGUGGCAAGAAAUUGUUAGAAAUUCCAUUCAUUUUAGUGGAAAAUGUUUAAUUGUUCUUAUGUCAACCUCACAUACCCAAACAAGAAAACAAUGUCUAUAAAUAAUAAAAAAUAAUUUGCAAAUAAUCAGUUUGUAGACAUAGAUAAAAUGUAAGCCACUAAAGGGUUUUUAAAAUAAUUUCCAAACAAGGAAGAGAAAGCGUGGUAGUGCGUGUGGAGGUAUGUGGCAUCAUUUCUUGGAAGGUGGUCAAAACACAGAUCAUCCUCCUUGCAAGAGACAUAUUUUGUUCAGCUACUAAAAAUUAUAUUUUUAGUUUUGUAGCAUUUAUCCAUCAAGUUCAACUUUUGUGGAACUAUUUUUAUCUUGUAUUUAAAAAUAAAUUUUUAUCACAGAAAAACUACACGUGGAAAUAAGACUUAAGGGAAAACAGGCUAACAAAUUUUUUAAAGGGGAUUUUCUUUUUUCAUUAUUCUCAGUUGGUGUGUGCACCCAAAGCAAAAUGUUGAUGUUCACUCAAGUAAGACACACAAUAUUUUUCCAUCUCAUCAUAAAACAUUUGUGUAAAGUUAAUUGCCUUUGUUAUGAAACUACAAUACCAAGCAGCACUACUUUUAGCAUUUUCAUUCAGUGUAAUUUGAAAGAAAAUUUUAUUAGACAAAAAUUUUUUAAAAGAAUAUUAUCUUUAAAAUGUCGCCAGUUCUUAAGAGUCCUCCUGUUUUUUUAAAGAAAGUUAAUAGUUACUAUGAACUAUAUCUCUUUGCAUGUAGAAGGCUACUAAUGCAUGAUGGAGCGAGGGAGAGUGGCACUUAUAUGUGAAAUAAAGGUAGUGUCUGGAAAUAAAGUACAGUCAUCAUAUUUUCAGGAAGGUUAGAAGCAUACCCUAUCCAGGGACUGUGUGACUGAGAUCAGUAUUUCAACUUCUAACUUUAGCCUUAAAGGAGCAUAAUCACUGAAGCCUUAAAGUAGCAGAAUCACUGAAGGGAAUACACACUAUAUAAGGAGUAUUUCUGGUCUC
Macaca mulatta (Rhesus monkey) is the source of this 2188-nucleotide messenger RNA. RefSeq names its product olfactory receptor 8J2. The record is from RefSeq and is a predicted model, not a curated record. Gene Ontology annotation, molecular function: G protein-coupled receptor activity; olfactory receptor activity. Gene Ontology annotation, cellular component: membrane. NCBI's taxonomy places the organism in Eukaryota, Metazoa, Chordata, Mammalia, Primates, Cercopithecidae. Gene Ontology annotation, biological process: G protein-coupled receptor signaling pathway.